Molecule: messenger RNA, 1926 nt
Organism: Sphaerulina musiva SO2202
Lineage: Eukaryota; Fungi; Ascomycota; Dothideomycetes; Mycosphaerellales; Mycosphaerellaceae
Product: FAD/NAD(P)-binding domain-containing protein
Exons: 4
Coding region: 1-1926 (641 amino acids)
Molecular function (GO): oxidoreductase activity
Source: RefSeq, a predicted model, not a curated record
AUGACCAUCUCCACCAACCAAGAGCGCUACCACGCCGAACGCGACAAACGUCUCCAUGCCAAAGAUCCUUGGAUUCCCGCGGGCACGAAAAUCAACUAUGCUCCUGUUAAUGUCGCCGAAGAAGACGGGGGAGGAGGAGGCGGAGGAAAUCAUCAUGUCAAGCUUGCCAUUUUUGGAGCGGGUAUUGGAGGUAUCUGUGCUGCUGUGAGGGCGAUUCUGGAAGGUGCGGUGCAGAGUGUGGAUGAGUUGGUUGUUGUGGAUCCGGCGGGUGGGUUUGGGGGAACUUGGUAUCAUAAUCGAUACCCCGGCUUGAUGUGCGAUGUAGAGUCCUACAUUUACAUCCCCUUCCUUGAAGAAACAGGCUACAUGCCCAAGCGAAAAUACUCCAGCGGAGAAGAAAUCCGACACGCGCUGGAACUUGUCGCGGAGAAAUUCGGUUUACAGCAUCGUGCCAUGUUUCAAACUCGAGGCAAGUCUCUUUCGUGGGAUGAGACGUCCUCACACUGGGUAUGUGAAGUAUCUGCGCAACCCAAAGGGGGCGAAGAAAAAUCGGUCACAUUCACGGCAGAUUAUGUGGUCAUUGCUUCGGGAGGUCUCAAAGCUCCCAAGAUUCCGGAUCUACCUGGUUUGGCAGAGUUCAAGGGAAAGAUGAUCCAUACUGGACGAUGGAAUUACGAUGUGACUGGUGGUUCGCCUGCACAUCCGGUGCUGAGUGGGUUGGAAGGGAAGAGGGUUGCGUUGGUGGGGACGGGUGCGACGGCGAUACAAGUUGUACCUGCUACCGCUCGAUAUGCGAAGGAACUGUAUGUGUUUCAGCGGACUGCAUCGGCGGUGGACGAGCGUGGAAAUCGCGAUACGGAUCCGGAGGAGUGGGAGAAGAAGAUUGCGGCGAAGAAAGGUUGGCAGGCGGAGCGGAGUAGGAAUUUCCAACAGUUUACCGAGGGCGUGGAGAAUUUGCCGCAGGUGAAUAUGGUGGAUGAUGGGAUGUCGAAGAUGCCGACGUUGAGUGGUGCGUGGGGUGGUCCGACUGCGGUGAAGCCUGAGGAGGUGAAGGAGUGGUUGGAUUCGAUGAAUCAGAUGGAUGACACGCGAUCGGAUCGGGUCCGGCAGAGGGUUCUGGACGUGGUUGAGGAUCAGGAUACUGCUCUCAAACUCCAAGCCUGGUACCCUGGCUGGUGCAAGCGUCCCACAUAUCACGACGACUACCUCGUCGCAUUCAACCAACCCAACGUCUACCUCGUCGACACCGCAGGCAAAGGCGUCCAAGCCCUGACCCCCAACGGCAUCCAACACGAUGGCAAAGAAUACCCCAUCGACAUCAUCAUCUGGGCAUCCGGCUACGGCAACCCCCUUUCCGAUUCCGUCGCCGGCAAAGCCGACAUCACCGUCCUCGGCAAAGCGCAGGAAAACAUGGAAACUCGCUUCCAAGCCUCCCAACUCCUCACCCUCCACGGCACCAUCGCCCAACACUUUCCCAACCUCUUCUUCCCAGGCCUCGCCCAAGCCGGCGUCGGCGUCAACCAGACUCAACGUCUAGACGCACAAGCUACACAUAUCGCGUACAUGAUUCGCGAAGCGGAGCGGAGAAAACUCACCUCCUCCUCCUCCUCCUCCUCCACCACCACCUCUACCACAGCAAAACAUAACCCCACUACUACUACUACUGCCACCAUCAUCGAACCCACCUCCACUGCCUGUAACAACUGGGCCGACCGCGUCGCAGGCCACGCACACAAACUCUCUACCAUGGCAGGCUGUACACCCAGUUAUUUCAAUGCCGAAGGAGAAGCGGAUCGACAAUCUCCUCAGGAACAAGCGGAGACUGCGCGUGCGAAAGCGAUUUGGGGACAGGGGUAUUUGGAUUAUGAAGAGGUGUUGAGGGAAUGGAGAGGUCGAGGGGCGUUGGAGGGGUUGGAGGUUUCUUAG